ACACUCUCUUCUUUAUUCUAUCAGCAAAGGCAACUUGACACUAUAUGUGGACCGAGCACGACCGACAACUUAUUCUCAACACCAAAAAGAACUACCCGCGCUGGAAUUGGGAGCGCAUCUACAACCAUUGCAAGGAUAAACUCGAAGAACCUCACUCAUCCUCGUCUUGUCGCAAGAUGUAUCAGCGCGCUGAACUAGAUCCCGAGAAAACUAUGACUCCAUUGCCUUUGUGGGAUCGCCGCAGCCUGGCCAAGAUGGUAUUCCAGGAACCACGUCCUAGCUGGAAAGACAUUGCCAAGAGCUUGGGAUACUCGGCAGAAGAAUGCAAAAAUUGUUACAAGUAUCACCUGACGGAAAACGAACUCGACCGUGGCCGGCGCGAGGCAAUGAUGGUGGUCAUGCCGUCGCAAGCUGCAAAAGCUACCAUGAUGAAUGAUGCCUCUCCUUCCCCCCGUGGAUCUCCGUCGAUUGAAAACCAAAAAGGCAAGGUUACAUCAGAAAAGAGCCGAGAACAUUCCCUCGGCACUUCUUCGUCGAAGAAUAAAGACAUUCGAAAUGAUUCAACUACAUCGCAGAGAAGCAGCAGCAGCAGCAGCAGCGUCGGCAUCAACAACGGUAGCAUCGACAAGAAACCCGUAUCUCCGUCCUCUUCGCAAACCUCCAAAAACAGUGCUGGAAAGUGGAAAACUAGAGACGAAUGCAAUCUGCUCCGCUACCGUGCUCGACAUAUGCCCUGGAAUGAUAUAUCUGAAAAGCUUGACCGUUCAGUAGCUUCCUGCAAAAGCAAAUAUGAAAGCUUGAUGGAAGAAUCCGAUGAAGAAUCGGAUUAG
Molecule: messenger RNA, 830 nt
Organism: Zychaea mexicana
Lineage: Eukaryota; Fungi; Mucoromycota; Mucoromycetes; Mucorales; Lichtheimiaceae
Exons: 2
Coding region: 45-830 (261 amino acids)
Source: RefSeq, a predicted model, not a curated record